Molecule: messenger RNA, 3651 nt
Organism: Podarcis lilfordi (Lilford's wall lizard)
Lineage: Eukaryota; Metazoa; Chordata; Lepidosauria; Squamata; Lacertidae
Source: the annotation of a GenBank genome assembly
GGAACAGAUUGCAGGGCAGAGGCCAGGCCUGGGUCUCUGGCCAAAGGGGCACAGCAAAGGAGAAACCGGGCAACAUCUAAGAUUGGGAGAGAGCGUGCACCAGGGGCUGCAGGGGUGGCGGAAGGAGGAAUAAGCAGGUCCAGAACUGGGCGAGGGGCUGGAGCCAACAGGACGAUUCGGAAGAGGUGGGCAUCAAGGCAAAGAAGAGGACACAGGUUGGAGGAGAUCGGAGGCCGGAGUGACAGCUGACUGGGAGUAGAAGGCAGAGAUGGGAGCCCAGCCAAGAAAUAAAUCCUGGAUGGGUGAGGGCUCCUCGCCUCUGUGGGCAGUGGUGGGCUCCACAGGUUGGCCUGUCGGCCAUUUCUGCCUCUCCGCCUGCCUCUUCCUGGUAGAGUUGGUGGCCAGCCGGGUGACCGGCUCACUGCUCCUGCUUUCCUGCGCAUUCCACACCCUGGGAGGUGCGCUGGCUCUUGCUGUGGCCUUGACCGAUGCCUGGCUGGCGACCGGAGGACACCCCAGUCGGAGGAAUACCUUCGGGUGGGUGCGAGCCCGCAUUGCGGGCACCCUGGCCAGCGCCGUCUUCCUGAGCGCCCUGUGCCUUGCGCUCCUGCCCGAGGCGCUCCGCAGGGUGGCCGAUCCACACGUCACACAGCAUGCGUUGGCUCUGAUGGGGAUCGGGGCCGUGGGGAUCCCGAUCCACCUUGCCAGGGUGGGACUGCGUGGCCAGCAGCCCCAAGACCCGGGCACCAGUCCGUGCUGCAGCAGGAGGAGGGUGACCAAAGGAGACAGCUGUGCCCAGGAGAUGGAAGGUGAGUUCGUGCAAAGGAGUGACUGGGGAGCAUCGGGACCGGCGGGGCGGAGGGCAGGCAGCCCAAUGGAAGGCAGAAUCAGGGCCAGUAACAGAUGGAGUCAAGAGCCCGCAUUCUCUUCCCUGCUGAGUUCUACAACGACAACAUUCAGACUGAGGAGGAGGAAGAAGCUGGCAGGUUGUGGCACCCUCUGGGUUGGUUGUAAGAAAUUAAGACGGGCAGGUAUGGCUGGUAGGGGGCAGACUGAGGUGGGUGGGGCAGUGCCCCAAUUGCCCUAAUGAAUCAGCCUGUACUGUGAGUGAGGGGGGCAGGGAAGGAGAGUAGGAAGAAACGAAUGGACUGUCUCAUGUAUAGGCAAUGUGGUGCCCUCUGCAUGUUCUUGGACUCCAACUCCCAUCAUCCCUGACUGUUGGCUAUGCUGGUUGGGGCUGAUGGGAGCUGGAGUCCAGCGAUCUGUGUAAGGCACCAUGUUGGCUACACUCGGGCUAUCAAAUCCUGGGGUGGAGAACCUCCAAAUGUGUCUUGGACUUCAGCUCCCAUCAGCCCCAGCCAGCAUCGCCACUGACCUGGGGGCAAUGGGAAUUGGAGUCCAGCAGCAUCUGGAGGGCCACAGGUUCCAAUCCAGUAGUUCAAAAAUUGGAAACCUUAAGGAAAAUAACAAGGUUAAUGCUCUAAAGACGUUUCUGAUGACGGCUGAAGAGGCAAGCUGUGCUUAUUAGGGAAAAUGGCUUGCCUCUUCCACAGUAGAGGUACCUGCAGUGAAGGAUAGGGCUGAUCAGCACAGCCAGCCAGGAUAGCCAAAUGGCACCUCCAUAUUCAGAGGCAAUCUGCUCUCAACUGCUGUGGAGAAACAACCAGGGAAGGUUAUUGGCUUCUCAGAGGCUUCAGGCAGUUUUUUUUUGGAAUAGUGCUGGCUCAGAUAGACCUUGGAUCUGAUCUAGCAGGACAAAUCUUACCUUCUUUGCUCCCCCAGUUCUCCUUUCUGUGAUGUACAUCUGGGGAUGGCAGAGAAAUUAGAUUCCUUUUGCAUUUUAAUGAAAAACGACCCUAUUUGCCCUUCUCGAAUCAAGACACUAACACCUAUCCAUAGAAAUUUGCACUUCUCACGGUUAUGCACUGGACUUCUUCACACCAUUGUGCACAAAAAUAUAUUCAGUUAAAGUGUGCAUAAAAAUGAAUAUGUUAAUGACUCAAUCUUAGGGUCAUGGGUUUGAACCCCAUGUUGGGUGAAAGAUUUCUGCAUUGCAGGGGGUUGGAUUAGAUGACCCUCAUGGUCCCUUCCAACUCUACAGUUCUACGAUUCUAAACUUGGAAAUAUUUGAAACGGAGAGAAUCUGAACCUGACAAGCUCAUCCACCUCUUAACUCCCACAUAAGGAAAUGUCUCAGGCCUGUCCUGAGGGCUGGAUUAACCAUUAAGCAAAAUAAUCACCUGCUUGGGGCAUCAAGGGAAGCAGGUCACCACAGAACAUUUCCAUUGCCAGAUUUUUUAACAUUAAUGGCCACCAAUUGCUCAGCUCAGUUGAAACUGAGCUAUGCAACAAGGCAGUACUUCUCUAUGAAGUACAGAAGCGAACAUGUUACCUAAGGUUAGUUUUGAGGAUCUGAUCAAAGACUUGGCAAUUAGAAAAAGUAGGGGAAAUGUGUUCAAAUAAAGCAGAAGCAUACAAAAAUGAACAUUAUUUUCCAUCUUACUGUAGGUUUCAUUUCAUUUCGAAAAAUUUUAAAAAGGGUUAUUAUUUCGAAUUAGAUAUAUAUGGGGGCGCCAAAAUAUUUUAAGUGCUUAGGUCCUCUAAAGGUCUUACAGUGAUACCUCGGGUUAAGUACUUAAUUCAUUCCGGAGGUCCGUACUUAACCUGAAACUGUUCUUAACCUGAAGCACCACUUUAGCUAAUGGGGCCUCCUGCUGCCGCCGCGCCGCUGGAGCACGAUUUCUGUUCUCAUCCUGAAGCAAAGUUCUUAACCUGAAGCACUAUUUCUGGGUUAGUGGAGUCUGUAACCUGAAGCGUCUGUAACCUGAAGCGUAUGUAACCUGAGGUACCACUGUAAUUUGGUCCUGCCUGUCCCUUCUCUAAGCUUCUGGUUCUUUUUCCUCAUCUACAGAUCUGCUGGGCAACGGCUCCUCGGCCAACGGGCAGCCCUGGAUGGAGGAGCACAGGGAGGCCAGUCCCACGCCACCCUCAGAAAAAUUGGGGCAGUGGACAACGCUUUGCCUUGGUCGGGUGGUCGCCUGCCUGGGCCCUGCGGCCGUCCUUCUGUACUCUCUCAUGUUCCACCUGCUGUGGCCUCCUUGCCUGGGCAACGCAGCCUGCCUCAGCCACUGCCCCAGGUCAACCUGUUGGGCCUGGCAUACUGCGGAGGCACUGCAGUGGGGACGCGCCCCUUGCUGGCUGCUCUACCUGGACCCUGGGCUCGCCGUGGCUGUGUCGGUGGCCCUGCUGUGCUUGGCUUGGCCGGCGCUGCACAGCUCCGCUCUGGUCCUCAUGCAGGCCGCACCGGAAGAACUGGACCUGAGGCUGCUGGAGCUACAGCUGCGGGCCACGGAAGGCGUGGUGGCCGUGCGGGACCUCCGCGUCUGGCAGCUCGACGGGCCCAGCAGCUUAGUGGGCACGGCCCACGUGCACUGCCGGGACGUGGCCACGUGCGAGGCCGUGAUGGACAGGGUCCAGCGGGUGUUCUGCGAGCAUGGCGUUCACGCCGCCACGGUUCAACCAGAUCUCAGCAUUUGUCCGGGUGGCGGGUGGUGCGAGGGGGCGCCACGAAAGAGGUGCCUGGCCCCGUGCCCUGCCACGGUCAUGGAAUAUGAGACCACGGUGUGAGCUGAACAGAUGCACCACUUGGGG